CGUCACAGGAACAUGGCGGCUGUCAACAUGUAGUUUCAGGUGGACCUUUUCGCAAACAUCGCUGUAAAGUGAGUUCAGUACAUGUUCUGUGAUUUGAGGCCACAACAUGGACAGCACGUACCAGCACGCCUUCCCAGACACUCAGCAGCCUCCUGUCUUCGGCGGUGGCUACAUGCCGACACCGUACACCGCUAACAGACCGCGGCCGGGCAGCGGGCAGGAACACCCUGCUCCACCGUGGACACCUUCACCGGCUUAUGACGGUCACUCCUACGGACCCGUGUGCAAUUUUCCCGCACCCCCUCCACAAGGAGCGGGUUUCGGAGGGCCGCGUUUUGACCCUCCGUACGAGUUUGACCACUCAAACCCUCCUCCUCCUUUCGGCUGCCCGUUCCCCCCACACUUCUCGGGUAGGGCCCUCCCCGUUCCGGUGAACGCAUACAGCAGCCCCGGAGUGUCAACGUUACAGACUUUCUCUCAGUGCAGAGCCGCUCCUCCGACUCCCUUGUUUGACUGUGAGUCGGUGUCAGACUGCAACCAGAAACGAUAUGAGGACCGCUGUGAGGCGGGAGUCCACCUCAGCGGCCCCCUUGGUCCGACCCCGCGGCAGGACUGUGACGGCAGUCUGGCAGCAACACAGCCGGAGGAUGAGAGCACCCUGCAGAGAAGGCACGACACACAGUGGCUCCGACGGUUCUUACCGAGCAGGGGGAAGGCCCCCAGGAGCAUCCAGACCCAACAAUCACAACUCAGUUCUGUCUCCGUCCUCAGAGCGGCUCUGCACCGGGCAGCUCAGCUGGUCUCACAGCUGGAAAAGGCUUGUCAGUCGCUGAAAGAAAGCGUGCACGACGACGGUGUGUGGACAGACUCAUAUUUAACGACUUUACAUGUGAGGAGAGAGCUGCAGGACAACGUGAGCCUCCUCAGUGACGCCGAGUGUUUAGAUCGUCUGAAAGUUGAAUUGUCCCGUAUUGUUCGGGGGAGAGCCCGGCGAAUGAGAGCCAAGAGAAAGCUGCAGAUCGAAAAGAAAGACGCAGAGGAGCGCAGCUCUGACAAAGAUGCCGCUAUAGAUAUAUGGAGGAUGAAGAAGAUAAGGCAGGUGGAAGAGAAGAAGAAGGAGCACGAACUGAAGCUUGCUGCAGACUCUGUGCUGUGUGAGGUGAGGAAGAAGCAAACAGAUGUGAAAAGGAUGCAAGACGUUCUGAGAUCCCUGGAGAAGCUACGCAAGCUCAGGAAAGAAGCAGCAUCAAGGAAAGGUGUCGUCACUGAGCAGUGUGACCAGGCGUUCAGCAGCAGACUGCAGCAGCUAAGGUGUGUCAUGAAGAGGAGGACAGCAGUUUAUGCAGCAGAGGAGAAAGCUCUGAUGGUAAUGCUUGAAGGAGAGCAGGAGGAGGAGAGGAGAAGAGAGCAGAGGAGACGAGUGAAGAAGGAGAAAGAAAGACAGCUGCAGAGGAAACGCACUGUGGAUUCCAUGCUAUUUGGCGAGGAGCUUCCAGCUGGUUGUGUCCUGCAGCCUUUCACGGAGUAUUACAGACAGGCUGAGCACUCCGAGUAUGCUUUGAUACAAGUCAGGAGAGAAUGGGACAUGUUUGUGGUUGCAGCAGAUCAUCCUGAUGGUUCAUCAAUUCCUCAGAGCUGGAUCCUGCCAGACCCCCCAUCAGACCAGGCCUGGGCCUCUGCCCUGCAGACUGCUGACACUGACUGUUACAGCCUCUGACUCGUGUACUCUGUGUCAGCUACAGCCUGAAAUACACUUGUGUUUUUGUGUAAACCCAGCUGAAGAUGACAAACACAUUCACUGUUAGUGGAAGUUUGUACACUGAGCACAUUUGGAUUUGGACCGUGCAGCAAUGCAGUCUUGCUAGUUUUUUUGGUGAAAUAGCCAUAUUAAUGACAGUGCCCUUUGCUUACAAAUGUUCCACCAAAGCAAUCCCCCAUCACUAUUUUGUACCAGCACUGUUCUGGCACCCUUGGCUUAGCCCUACAUAAGAUGAUUCUGGUUGCUUUAAAGAAAUACAAACCACAAGCUAAAACUUUUUUUUACUUUUUAGCAGAAUGUGCUGCAGAAUGGUGUUAAUGUGAAGGCUACAUUUAUAUCAACUCCCAGGCAAGAGAACAUGCCUUCUCCUGCAGUGCAACAGACUCAAAGACUUUAAUAUUUCAGUGUAGAAGCUCUAUCACUGAAUUUUAUACUUAUUAUUCAUAGUUUCUUGAAAUGACAUUACCUUGAACAAGAAAAGGACUUUCCUCUCUGGAUGUAUGCAGGUAAUAAACCUGUGAUGUGAUCUAUUAAACUAUUCAGUGACUUGGAA
Stegastes partitus (bicolor damselfish) is the source of this 2312-nucleotide messenger RNA. It is a transcript of the gene pdcd7, whose product is annotated as programmed cell death 7. The record is from RefSeq and is a predicted model, not a curated record. Gene Ontology annotation, cellular component: U12-type spliceosomal complex. Lineage: Eukaryota; Metazoa; Chordata; Actinopteri; Pomacentridae. The coding region runs from base 107 to 1717 and encodes 536 amino acids. The transcript has 5 exons.